AUGGAGACAAAAGUCGAAACGACGAUUACUUGGGUGAUAAAAAACUUCUCUUCGUUGCAAACAACAACGGUUUAUUCUGAUAAUUUCGUCGCUGGUGGCUGCAACUGGCGUUUUCUGGCCUAUCCAAAGGGAAAUAAUCAAGCAAAUCAUUUUUCUCUGUAUAUAGCCCUGCCUGAUAAGGAACCUUUACCUAUUGGAUGGAGAAGACAUGUGAAAUUUUCUCUAAGUGUAGUAAAUAAAUAUUCAGAAACACUCUCUACACGAAAAGAGACAGAACACUGGUUUGAAGAUAAAGCUCCUAGUUGGGGAUUUCCGACCUUGAUUUGCCUCACUGAACUUAAUGACAAAGAGGGGUUUCUGGUGAAUGGAGAGCUCACAGUUGUUGCUAAGGUCGAAGUUCUUGAAGUUGUAGGAAAAUUAGAGGAAUCUUCUUCACCAGUAACGGUAACCGUAGAGGUCAAUGGGUUUCAAGUUCUUCCUUCACAGGUAAAAUCUGUGAAGUCUUUGUUUGAAAGACACCAAGAUACUGCAUCAAAAUUUCGGCUAAAGAAUCCAUACCUGAAGACGGCGUACAUGAAUUUUCUCUUGAGCUUAACACAAACGCUGUGUCGAUCUACUCAAGAAAUCUCCAAGGAUGAUCUCUCUCAUGCAGGCGCUGCACUAAUAUAUUUGAAAAAAGCAGGGUUUAAGUUGGAUUGGUUGGAGAAGAAACUUGGUGAAGUAAAGAACAAGAAGAAGAAAGAAGAAGCUUGUUUGGCCCGGAUGCGAGAAAUGGACGAAGAGCUUCAGCCCUUUAAGAAGAAGUGCUUAGACCUUAGAGCUCAGAUGGAUAAGGUGAAGGAAGAGCUGUCAGAAGCUAGAGCCCCUCUCCCCUUGUUCGAUGACAAUGUUGCCUGAUCACUUCAGAGUUCUUAAGCACUUGGAUUUAGGUUUU
This is a messenger RNA of Capsella rubella, 934 nucleotides long. Its product is annotated as MATH domain and coiled-coil domain-containing protein At2g05410. The coding region runs from base 1 to 897 and encodes 298 amino acids. Gene Ontology annotation, molecular function: protein binding. The record is from RefSeq and is a predicted model, not a curated record. The transcript is spliced from 4 exons. NCBI's taxonomy places the organism in Eukaryota, Viridiplantae, Streptophyta, Magnoliopsida, Brassicales, Brassicaceae.